Messenger RNA from Eutrema salsugineum, 2086 nucleotides. Its product is annotated as protein HOTHEAD. The record is from RefSeq and is a predicted model, not a curated record. The coding region runs from base 71 to 1828 and encodes 585 amino acids. Gene Ontology annotation, molecular function: flavin adenine dinucleotide binding; oxidoreductase activity, acting on CH-OH group of donors. The transcript has 5 exons. NCBI's taxonomy places the organism in Eukaryota, Viridiplantae, Streptophyta, Magnoliopsida, Brassicales, Brassicaceae.
AAAAGCAAGUCUUUAUCUUUUUCUCCACAAGAUUUAAUAAAAAAAAAAACAAAUAUAUUUGUACGCUGUAAUGGAUUUUCAUAUUUUCCCUUUUAUUCUUGUCACAAUUUUCAUAUCAUAUGGCUCCUGUUAUUCCCAUAAAGGGUUGCACGGAUACAUGAAGGAUGCAACUUCAGCACCAACUUAUGCUCGCUUCGAUUACAUAGUCAUCGGAGGAGGAACCUCAGGUUGUUCAUUAGCCGCAACGCUCUCUCAAAACGCAAACGUUCUGGUUCUGGAACGCGGCGGCUCUCCCUACGACAAUCCAACGGCCACGGACAUGGAAAACUUCGCCAACACACUCUUAAACGUCACACCAAACUCAUGGUCGCAGACUUUCAUCUCCGAGGACGGCGUUUACAACACACGUGCGCGCGUCCUCGGGGGCGACUCGGUGCUCAACGCUGGAUUUUACUCACGUGCGGAAAAUUCUUACGUGGAGGAAGCUGAGUGGGAAAAGGAGGAAGUGGAAGCUGCUUACGAGUGGGUCGAGAGGAAACUUGUGUUCGAGCCACAAGUAAUGGGAUGGCAAUCGGCGUUGAGAGAUGGGCUUUUGGAGGCUGGUGUGUUACCUUACAACGGUUUCACGUUGGAUCAUAUCGUUGGGACAAAGAUCGGUGGUACAAUCUUUGACCCUGCUGGUCAUAGACACUCGGCGGCAGAUUUGUUGGAGUAUGCUAAUCCAGAGAAGCUUGUUGUUUACAUGCAUGCUCUUGUUCACAAAAUCCUCUUCACUAAAGGAGACCAAAUACCUAAGGCGUACGGAGUGGUCUAUCAAGACACGGAUGGAGUGUUUCACAAGGCAGAGCUGGCGAGAAACACAAUGAAUGAAGUGAUUUUGUGUGCCGGUGCCCUUGGGAGCCCUCAGCUGUUGAUGCUGAGUGGUGUGGGUCCUAAGGCUCAUCUUGAGGCCCACGGGAUUCAUCCCGUGGUGCUAGAUCAUCCCAUGGUUGGACAAGGGAUGGGCGAUAAUCCGAUGAACAGCGUUGUGGUUCCUUCUCCUCAACUUGUAGAUCUGUCCCUUGUAGAGGUCGUUGGGAUCACCAAGUUUCAUAGUUUCAUUGAAGGUUUUAGUGGCUUGAGUCUCUCUUAUAACUUGACCCGUAGGUUCUUUGAUGGUACUUUGAACCUUCUCCACGAGUCAAGCCUCUCCACCCAAUCAAUCACAAACUUUUUCAAAUCCAUUGAUCUUCGAUUGAACGUUAUGGAAAAUCAUGGUGUGAUCAUGAAUAAAGUGGAUGGUCCAGUCUCGAGAGGUCACUUAGAACUCCGGAACAUGAAUCCAGAUGAUAACCCUUCUGUGACAUUCAACUACUACAAAGAGCCAGAAGAUCUGAAGGUAUGUGUUAAAGGACUUAAAACCGUUAUCAAAGUGAUAAACUCAAAUGCAUUCUCCAAGUACAAGUACCCAAAUGCGACCGGACGCGAGCUGCUCAAUCUCAUGCUGAGCCUUCCCAUCAAUCUGAGGCCUAGGCACAAGACCGCAAUGUUUAACUUGACGCAGUUUUGCAUCGACACAGUGGUGACUAUUUGGCAUUACCAUGGAGGUUGCCAAAUUGGAAGAGUGGUCGACAAUAAUUACAAAGUCUUUGGCAUUGAUGCCUUAAGAGUCAUCGAUGGAUCCACGUUUCUCAAGUCUCCGGGAACUAAUCCCCAAGCCACGGUCAUGAUGCUCGGAAGGUACAUGGGGCAGAAGAUUCUUCGCGAGAGAAAUGCUUCCGGUGAAAAGAAUCAAGAUGAUUCGAUCAUUAAAGAUGGGACCAACAUGUGGUCUUCGUCAUCCAAAUAAAAGAGUGAUUAUUGUCUAGUUGAUGUUGUCGAAUAUUAGUUAUCUUUCUAACUAAGAUAUUAGUAAUCAUCUUGUUCAUUAAUAUCAUGUGAAGUUAUAUUGUUAGGUAAUGAACUAAUGAUGGUGCCUUUCUUCGGCUCAAGAGGAACCAUCAAUUAAAUACUUUAAUCGGUUUCAUUUUGGGUUUUCCUCUUUGAUUAGUUUGUUUGUACACUGUAUCAAGUUUCAAAUUACGUUUCUAUAUAAAAUUUUCGUGUU